Molecule: messenger RNA, 4143 nt
Organism: Manis javanica (Malayan pangolin)
Lineage: Eukaryota; Metazoa; Chordata; Mammalia; Pholidota; Manidae
Gene: STYXL2
Product: serine/threonine/tyrosine interacting like 2
Biological process (GO): negative regulation of MAPK cascade; protein dephosphorylation
Cellular component (GO): cytoplasm
Molecular function (GO): MAP kinase phosphatase activity; protein tyrosine/serine/threonine phosphatase activity
Source: RefSeq, a predicted model, not a curated record
GUCUCCUGCUAGCAGCUGUUAGGCCCCUCAGAGGAGCGCCGGGGAGGGAAGAGGCUGGUUCCUCUCACUGGACGGAGCGUCUGGCCCUUCCACCUCGUCCACAGGCCCUUGAGUGGCUGCCCUUUGGUGUGGGGACAGCGGCAGAGGCUACAGGCUGUCAUGGCGACCAGUGGAGACCCAGCAGAGGAGCAGGUCGUCCCGUGCAAAGAGGAUGAAGCGGACCUCAGGGCCGUGCAGGCCCAGUACCUCCGGAGCCCCUCCCCCAGCCAGUACUCAGUGGUCUCGGACACAGAAACAGAAAGCAUUUUCAUGGAGCCCAUUCACCUCUCCUCAGCCAUUGCAGCUAAACCGACCAUCCAUGAAGGGCUCGGGCCCUCGGGGACCAGACCGGAGGACGACCGUGCAGGCAUGCUGGAGUCCGCCGAGCAGCUCCUGCUGGGGGACCUGCCCGGCCGCAUCGGGGCCAGGAUGGCUGGCACGGACCCGCACACUGCACCCUGCAUCCGGGACCUGCAGCGGGCCUUGGUCCAAGACCGCCAAGAGAUCCCCUGGAACGAGGUGGAUGAGGUCUGGCCCAACGUCUUCAUAGCAGAGAAGAGCGUGGCUGUGAACAAGGGGCGGCUGAAGAGGUUGGGAAUUACUCACAUCCUGAAUGCUGCUCAUGGCGCUGGUGUCUACACUGGGCCUGAAUUCUAUACCGGCCUGGAAAUCCAGUACCUGGGUGUGGAGGUGGACGACUUCCCCGAGGUGGACAUCUCCCGGCACUUCCGGAAGGCCGCCGAGUUCCUGGACGAAGCCCUGCUGACCUACAGAGGGAAAGUGCUGGUGAGCAGUGAAAUGGGCACCAGCCGGUCGGCAGUGCUGGUGGCGGCCUACCUGAUGACCUUCCACAGCAUGGCCGUCCUCGACGCCCUGAUGACCAUGCGCAGGAAGCGGGCCAUCUACCCCAACAGCGGCUUCCUGCAGCAGCUCUGGGAGCUCAACGAGAAACUGGCGGAGGAGAGGGAAGUGGACCGUGGCCAGGAGUGGGGAGGGGGUGAGGCUGAGGAAGGUGAGGGCGCAGGGAGCCCCAGGGUGCGCGCCCUCUCGGUGGAGGAGCAGGACGACGCCACCAGCUGCCUGAGCGGCUCCCCCGUGGGGAAGGCCCGCCGAGCCUCCGGGCCCUGCACCCUCAUUGAUGAAGAUGAGGAAGAGAAACUGUAUGAGGAGUGGAAGAGGGCACAGGGCCUCCCCACGGGCAAGGGCCCCCAGGGUGAGGAUGGCAGCCGCUCGGCCUCCUCUGGCCAGGACGGGAGGGAGCCCAGGCACGAAGACGUGGAGCGGAUCAUCUGGGAGUGGCAGAGCCGAAAUGAGAGGUACCAGGCAGAGGGGCACCAGAGGUGGAGUCGGGAGGAGGAGGAGGAAGGUGGUCCUGGCUGCUUCCUGGGGAGAAGGCGCAGCCGCACCCUGAGCGAGACCAGCACCUCAGAGAGCGUGAGCAGCCAGGACAUCCGGGUCCUGAUGCAGCAGCUGGACGCGGGCGGCCUGAACCAAGGCGGGAGACGCCGCUCCGACUCAGUGUCCACGGGCAGCACCUGGGACGUGUGGAACCAGAGGCUGCUGGAGAUCGAGAGGGAAGCUUCCCGAAGGUACCGCUCCCGGGGCAGGAGAGAGGAGGCGGACGCGGGCCCAGAGGCAGGCAGCAGCGCGCGUGAGGACGACGAGCAGAGCGUGUCCUCUGAGGCCAGCUCCUUCUAUAACUUCUGCGGCAGGAACAAGGACAAACUCACUGCCCUGGAAAGAUGGAAGAUCAAGAGGAUCCAGUUUGGGUUUCACAAGAAAGACUCGGAGGCAGGAGACGGCAGCAGCGAGCAAGGCACCGGGGAGGCGGAGGGGGACAGCAAGGGCCUCUCAGACAUCAACCUGACGGCCUACCAGGCCUGGAAGCUGAGACACCAGAGGAAGGUGGGCGGUGGAAACAAGGAGGAGGUGGUGGAGCUCGGCCGGGGGGAGGACUCGGCCUCAGCCAAGAAGAGGCAGCGGAGGCUGGAGCUGCUGGAGAGAAGCAGGCAGACGCUGGAGGAGAGCCAGUCCAUGGGGAGCUGGGAGGCGGACGGCUCUGCUGCCGGCAGGAGCAUCCCCCUGUCCGCCUUCUGGUCUGCAGCCCCGUCGCUCAGUGCUGAUGGGGACACAGCGUCAGUACUCAGCACCCAGAGCCGCAGCUCCCAGCCAUCUCAGGCCGCGAGCAAUGCAGGGGCUUGUUUGGCCUCCGGUCCCACCCCACCGCUGCCUAGCCUGCCAGUGGGGCCUGGAGACACCGUUUCCAUCGCCAGCAUCCAGAACUGGAUUGCCAACGUAGUCAGCGAAACUCUCGCCCAGAAGCAACAUGAAAUGCUGCUGUUGUCGCGUUCGCCAUCCAGCGCCAGCACGAAGGUGGCACCGGCAGCCAGCUGCCUGGGGGACGACCAGGUCUCCAUGCUCAGUGGACAGAGUGGCUCCUGCCUGGGUGGCUGCCUGCUGCCUCAAAGCCAGGCAAGAGCCAGCUCGGACACACAGUCUGUGCUCUCCUCCCACGGCACACUGAGCUCAAGGGUGGAAGGUCCUGGCAGCAAGGCGGGGGGCACCAGCAAGCCCAUCUAUAGCCUCUUUGCCGACGAUGUGGACCUCAAGGAGAUUGGCCGGAAGGAGAAGGAGCUGCAGCUGGAGCUGAGGGAGAAGAUGUCCAAGUACAGAAUGGAGAAGCUGGCCUCCGACAACAAGCGGAGCUCCCUUUUCAAGAAGAAGAAGGUCAAGGAGGCUGAAGAUGAGGACAUGGGUGGCGGGGAUGAGGAUGCUGACAGCGCCAUCGGGAGCGUCUGGUACUCCUCCCCAAGCAAUUCCCAAAAGCCGGACACAGACACCUCCUCGUCCCCUGCUGUCUCCGGCCACUACGGAAGUGGUGGCAGAGCCACCAAAGAGGCAGAGAGCAGUAUUAAUAAGUGGCUCUGUGGCCUCAGGACAGAGGGAAAAUCUCCUCCCCAGAGCAAUGGGUCAGGAAGCUCCAGGGGGAGGUUCACCAGAUCUUCCCUGCUCCGCGAGACAGAGUCUAAAUCCUCCAGCUACACGUUCUCCGAAUCCCAAUCAGAGGAGCAGGACGUGUCCGCCUACCACGAGGCGAGUGGCAGCUCUGCAAGAAGCACGUCGCGGUUCUCCUGCUCCUCCACCAGGCAGGGCAGACAGACGCACACGUUCUCCAGGUCCACGUUCAGUGAGACCUCGAGCUCCCGGGGGGAGAGCCCAGAGCCCUACUUCUUCCGCCGGACCCCCGAGCCCUCCGAAGGGGAAGGGUCCCCGGAACCACGGCGUCCAGACUGGGCCAGGCCCAGGGACUGGGAAGACGUGGCAGAGUCAUCCACGUCAGACUUCUCCGAAUUUGGAGCCAAGAGGAAAUUCACCCAGAGCUUCAUGAGGUCUGAAGAAGAGGGAGAGAGGGAGAGGAUGGAAAACAGAGAAGAGGGCAGGUUUGCUUCCGGGCGGCGGUCCCAGUACCGGAGAAGCACAGACAGGGAGGAAGAGGAAGAGGUGGGCGACGAAGCCAUCAUCGCCGCCUGGAGACGCCGGCAGGAGGAGACCAGGUCCAAGCUGCAGAGGAGGAGGGAGGACUGAGCGGGACAAGGCUGGCCUGGGAGACGCCGAUGGCUCGGGAGGAAGCUGCCGCUGACCUGAGCACCGGGCUCAGGACACACACUACCACUGCCCAUCAGCGACAAGGGUGCAGAGGGGGUCCUGCGGGGGCAGAGCCGAGACGGAGGCACCAGGCAGAAGGGCUUGGAGGGGGGUCGGGGCAGGGGGAGGAGGAGGCGGGCCGUAGCGUGAGGUCUGGACGCCGGGCCAGCUGGUGCUGUUUUCUGUCGCCCACCAUCCUCUCUUUGGUGCCUCCCUCGUGUGUUAGGUAGUGUUCGCCACAGACUGGAGAGGUGAGCUUGCAGAGGCACCCCCGUUUGUCAGAGACUCCAGCUUACAUCCAGCAAGGCUGUGAACCCAGGACAUGGUUCUGUUUGCAGAGGUUUAAUAAGGAGACCCAGGAAUCUCUCCCACAGCAAGUCUCACCUCUCCCAGCGAUGCAGAGUUCUGGCUGUUUCUUUUUAAUGUUCUGGAUCCCCAUUAAAGUGAUAUGUUGUCAAA